Apaloderma vittatum (bar-tailed trogon) is the source of this 1676-nucleotide messenger RNA. RefSeq names its product toll-like receptor 7. Lineage: Eukaryota; Metazoa; Chordata; Aves; Trogoniformes; Trogonidae. Gene Ontology annotation, molecular function: protein binding; pattern recognition receptor activity. The transcript has a single exon. The record is from RefSeq and is a predicted model, not a curated record. Gene Ontology annotation, cellular component: plasma membrane. The annotation marks the transcript as partial. Gene Ontology annotation, biological process: canonical NF-kappaB signal transduction; toll-like receptor signaling pathway; toll-like receptor 7 signaling pathway.
CUGCUUCCGAUGAGUCUUCAGUUAAGGAAGAGUGCCUGAAAUAUGGAGAAACUCUGGAUUUAAGCAUAAACAACAUAUUUUUUAUUAACUCGUUAGACUUCCAGGGUCUUAGUUCCCUCAAAUGCCUCAACUUGUCAGGUAAUGCAAUAAGUCAAACUCUAAAUGGAAGUGAAUUCUCCUACUUACCUGGAUUGAAAUAUCUGGAUUUUUCUAAAAACAGGAUUGACUUGCUGUACUCAACUGCUUUUGAAGAGCUAAGGUUUUUAGAAGUUCUAGACCUGAGUAAUAAUGAACACUAUUUCCUAGCAGAAGGUGUUAGUCAUGACCUUAGUUUUAUGAAAAACUUGGUCCAUCUGAAGAAGCUGAUGAUGAAUGAGAAUGAGAUUGCUACCACUACUAACACAGGCAUAGAAAGUCAAUCUCUUCAAAUUUUAGAAUUCAGAGGAAAUCGUUUAAAUGUUUUAUGGAUGGAUGGGAAUGCUAAAUACCUGUCGUUCUUCAAGAAUCUGAGCCGCCUGGAACAACUGGAUAUUUCCUUCAACUCACUCAGUUUUUUGCCUCAUGGUGUUUUUGAAGCUAUGCCUCCAGAACUCAAGAUCCUCAACUUAACCAAUAACCGGCUGAAGAGUUUCAAAUGGGGAGAACUCCACUAUCUGAAGAAACUACAAACUCUGGACCUCAGCAAUAACCUUCUGUCCACUGUUCCCCGAGAGUUGUCUAAUUGCUCUUCAACGCUCCAAGAACUGAUGCUGCGAAACAACCGCAUUCAAAGGCUAAGCAAGCAUUUUCUCAGAGGUGCUUUUACAUUGAAAUACUUGGACCUCAGCUCAAACAAGAUCCAAAUAAUUAAGAAAUCUAGCUUCCCUGAAAACGUCAUCAACAACCUGAAGAUGCUGCUUUUGCACGGCAAUCCUUUCAAGUGCAAUUGUGAAGCCGUGUGGUUUGUGUGGUGGAUCAAUCAGACUCAGGUGACGAUUCCUCUCCUGGCCACGGACGUGACCUGUGCUGGCCCAGGGGCACACAGAGGAAGGAGCGUGGUUUUCUUGGAUCUGUACACCUGCGAGCUGGACACCUCGUAUGUGAUCCUGUACGCUGUGUCAGCUUCAGCUGUCCUGGGUCUUAUGGUGUUCACCGUGAUCAAUCAUCUCUAUUUCUGGGACAUGUGGUAUAGUUACCACUACUGCACGGCCAAGCUGAAGGGCUAUCGGCGCUUGUCUUUACCAGAUGCUUGCUACGACGCUUUUAUUGCCUACGACAAUGACGAUCCAGCCGUGACUGAGUGGGUGCUGCAGGAACUGGUUGUAAGGUUGGAAGAUCAAAAAGCCAGGCAGUUCAAUUUAUGCCUGGAAGGAAGGGACUGGCUCCCAGGACAGCCGGUCUUUGACAACCUUUCCCAGAGCAUCCAGCUGAGCAAAAAGACCGUAUUUGUGCUGACCAACAGGUAUAUUCAAAGCGGCCGCUUCAGGACAGCAUUCUACAUGGCCCACCAGCGGCUGCUAGAUGAAAAAAUGGAUGUCAUUGUCUUGAUAUUUCUUGAGCAGGUUUUGCACAAGUCCCGGUAUGUCCGGCUGAGGAAGAGACUGUGCAGAAGUUCUGUCCUGGAGUGGCCAACUAACCCUCGAUCUCAGCCCUACUUCUGGCAGUGCCUGAAAAAUGCGAUAGCUACGAGCAAUACU